Messenger RNA from Sturnus vulgaris (Common starling), 4778 nucleotides. The record is from RefSeq and is a predicted model, not a curated record. Lineage: Eukaryota; Metazoa; Chordata; Aves; Passeriformes; Sturnidae.
AUGGCGCCGCCCGGGUCUGGAGGGGGCGUGUCCGCGCUGGCCCCGCCCACUCCCGUCGCUUCCCGCCCACCCGCCGCGGCCGCCGGACACAGGCGCAAGAUGGCGGCUCCCAGGGCGGCGACAGGCAGCGGGGGACGCAUGGCAGGCCUGGGCGAUGGGUGCGCUGAGAAGUGUCGCGGGGGGGAGGAUACAGCGGGCACCGCCGGGGGUGGGGGGGGGGGGUCCCCGCCGCGGGCCCCCCCGGGCCCCCCCGCGCUGCAGCCGCGCUGGAAGCGAGUGGUGGGCUGGGCUGGGCCAGUGCCCCGGCCCCGGCACGGCCACCGAGCCGUGGCCAUCAAGGAGCUCAUCGUGGUCUUCGGGGGGGGCAACGAGGGCAUCGUGGACGAGCUGCACGUGUACAACACAGCCACCAACCAGUGGUUCAUCCCUGCCGUGAGGGGGGACAUCCCCCCCGGCUGUGCCGCCUACGGCUUCGUGUGUGACGGGACCCGGCUGCUCGUGUUCGGGGGCAUGGUGGAGUACGGCAAGUACAGCAACGACCUCUACGAGCUGCAGGCCUCCAGGUGGGAGUGGAAGCGGCUGAAGGCGAAGACCCCCAAAAAUGGGCCCCCCCCUUGCCCCCGGCUGGGCCACAGCUUCUCCCUGGUGGGCAACAAGUGUUACCUGUUUGGGGGGCUGGCCAACGACAGCGAGGACCCCAAAAACAACAUCCCCCGGUACCUGAACGACCUGUACGUGCUGGAGCUGCGGCCAGGUUCGGGGGUGCUGGCCUGGGACAUCCCCAUCACGUACGGGGUGCUGCCCCCGCCCCGCGAGUCCCACACGGCCGUGGUGUACACGGAGCGCGACGGGCGGCGCUCGCGCCUCGUCAUCUACGGCGGCAUGAGCGGCUGCAGGCUGGGGGAUCUGUGGACUCUGGACAUCGAGACGCUGACGUGGAACAAGCCCAGCCUGAGCGGGGUCGCUCCCCUCCCCCGCAGCCUCCACUCGGCCACCACCAUCGGCAACAAGAUGUACGUUUUUGGGGGGUGGGUGCCCCUGGUGAUGGAUGACGUCAAGGUGGCGACGCACGAGAAGGAGUGGAAGUGCACCAACACCCUGGCCUGCCUCAACCUGGACUCGAUGGCCUGGGAGCCCCUGGUGCUGGAGACCCUGGAGGACAACGUGCCACGGGCUCGUGCCGGCCACUGCGCCGUGGCCAUCGCCACCCGCCUCUACAUCUGGAGCGGGCGCGACGGCUACCGCAAGGCCUGGAACAACCAGGUGUGCUGCAAGGACCUCUGGUACCUGGAGACAGAGCGCCCCCCAGCGCCGGGCCGUGUCCAGCUGGUCAGGGCUAACACCACGUCGCUGGAGGUGAGCUGGGGCGCGGUGCCCACGGCCGACUCGUACCUGCUGCAGCUGCAGAAGUACGAGCUGCCCGCCGCCCCCGCGCCCCCCCCGGUGCCCUCGGUGCCCGCCAACCCCCCCAAAAGCCCCGCGCCCGCCGCCCCCGCGCCGCCCCCGGCGCCCCCCAACGCGCUGCCCCAGAUCGGGGGCGUGGGGCUCACCCUGCUGUCCCCCCCUGCGCCCGCCGCGCCCCCCAACCCCGCCACCCUGCAGGUGCUGCCCGCGGCGGCGGGGGGGGCAACGGCGGCGGCAGCCGCCCCCCGCCCAGGUGUCCCGGCCGUGCUGAAGGUGACCGGUCCCCCUGCGGCCAGCGCGGGGCCCCCGCUGGUCACCGUGCGCUCGGCCGGGCCCGGCAAGGCCCCGGUGACGGUGACAUCGCUGCCAGCCGGGGUCAGGAUGGUGGUGCCCACCCAGAGCCCCCAGGGCACGGUGAUCGGCAGCAGUCCCCAGAUGAGCGGCAUGGCCGCGCUGGCCGCAGCGGCCGCAGCCACCCAGAAGAUCCCGCCGGCCUCGGCCCCCACCGUGCUCAGCGUCCCCGCCGGGGCCACCAUCGUCAAAACGGUGGCCGUGACCCCCGGGGCCACCACCCUGCCCGCCACCGUCAAGGUGGCAUCGUCACCUGUCAUGGUGAGCAACCCUGCCACCCGCAUGCUGAAGACGGCGGCCGCCCAGGUGGGCACGGCCGGGGCGUCCCCUGCGGCCACCAACGCGGCCACCAGGCCCAUCAUCACCGUGCACAAAUCCGGCACGGUGACGGUGGCCCAGCAGGCCCAGGUGGUCACCACCGUGGUCGGAGGGGUCACCAAGACCAUCACCCUGGUCAAGAGUCCGAUCUCCGUGCCGGGGGGCAGCGCCCUGAUUUCCAACCUGGGCAAGGUGAUGUCGGUGGUGCAGACGAAACCGGUGCAGAGCUCGGCUGUGACCGGGCAGGCCUCGAGUGGCCCUGUCACCCAGAUCAUCCAGACCAAGGGCCCCCUGCCCGCCGGGACCAUCCUCAAGUUGGUGACGUCGGGGGAGGGGAAGCCCACCACCAUCCUGACCAGCACCCAGGCGGGGGCGGGGGCCGCCAAGCCCCCCACCAUCCUGGGCAUCAGCAGCGUGUCCCCCAGCACCACCAAGCCCGGGACCACCACCAUCAUCAAAACCAUCCCCAUGUCGGCCAUCAUCACCCAGUCGGGGGCUACCGGUGUCACCAGCAGCCCCGGGAUCAAGUCCCCCAUCACCAUCAUCACCACCAAGGUGAUGACCUCGGGCACCGGGACCCCCGCCAAGAUCAUCACGGCUGUCCCCAAACUGGGCGGGGGACACGGCCAGCAGGGCGUGACACAGGUGGUGCUGAAGGGGGCCCCAGGACAGCCGGGGACCAUCCUGAGGACAGUGCCCAUGGGGGGGGUCCGGCUGGUCACUCCUGUCACCGUCUCGGCCGUCAAGCCCACGGUGACCACCCUGGUGGUCAAGGGCACCACCGGUGUGACCACGCUGGGGACGGUGACAGGGACAGUGUCCACCAGCCUGGCGGGGGGUGCAGGUGGCCACAGCGCCACGGCCUCGCUGGCCACCCCCAUCACCACCCUGGGGACAAUCGCCACCCUCUCGAGCCAGGUCCUGAACCCUGCGGCCAUCACGGCCACGGCGGCCGGGGGCGGCCUGGGGACACCGACCAUCACCAUGCAGCCGGUGUCCCAGCCCACACAGGUGACACUGAUCACCACCCCCAGCGGGGUGGAGGCCCAGCCCGUCCACGACCUCCCCGUGUCCAUCCUGGCGUCCCCAACGGCCGAGGGUCCCCCUGCGGCCACCUCGGGGGGUGGCAACCUGAGCGAGGCCACCCCGGCCGAGGCCACCCCGGGCACCGUCACCUUGGUGUGCUCCAACCCCCCCUGCGAGACCCACGAGACCGGGACCACCAACACGGCCACCACCAGCCUGGUGGCCAACGUGGGGACAGGAGGAGGGGGACAGCAGCAGCUGCAGCUGCUCUGCGAGGACACGGGCGGGGGGACAACGGUGCCACAGCCCCCCCGGGCUUGUUCCAACCCCCCCUGCGAGACCCACGAGACGGGGACCACCAACACCCCCACGGCCACGGGGACAUCGCGCCUGGGGACGCCCGGGGGCCCUCCCUGUCCCACGCAGCAAACGGUGGCCACGGGGACGACGAUGACAGCGCGGCUGUGCCCACCCCCAGCCCCCGACGGCGGUGGCAGCAGCGGUGUCACCACGUGCCAAACGCAGGAUGUCACCCCCCCGUGCCAAACGCCCUGGGGGCAGCCUGAGGUGGGGACGGCCACCAACGUGGUCGCUGUGGCCACCACCACGAGCUGUGAGACUCCCGUGGGGACACGGCUGUGCUCCAACCCCCCCUGCGAGACCCACGAGACGGGGACAACCAACACGGUGACAAUGACAGGGUCACAGCUCUGCUCCAACCCCCCCUGCGAGACCCACGAGACCGGGACAACCAACACGGUGACAAUGACAGGGUCACAGCUCUGCUCCAACCCUCCUUGUGAGACCCACGAGACGGGGACAACCAACACGGGUGGGGGUCUGGCCCCCUCGAGCGCCUUCGUGGCCCCCCCAGGCCCCACGGUUGCCCCCAGCCCUGCCAAGCUGCAGGCGGCCGCUGCCUUGGCCGAGAAGCCGGAGCCGGGGGCGCCGCCCAAGGCGCUGCCCAAGAAGGAGAACCAAUGGUUCGACGUGGGGGUCAUCAAGGGCACCACCAUGAUGGUCACUCACUACUUCCUGCCGGCCGAGGACGCGCCCGCCCAGGACGACGAGGGCUCGGGGGUCCCGGACCACUCUCAGCUGCGGCGCCAGGAGCUGCAGCCGGGCACCGCCUACAAAUUCCGCGUGGCCGGGCUCAACGCCUGCGGCCGCGGGCCCUUCUCGGAGCUGUCGGCCUUCAAAACCUGCCUGCCCGGCUUCCCCGGGGCCCCGUGCGCCAUCAAGAUCAGCAAGAGCCCGGACGGAGCUCACCUGACGUGGGAGCCGCCCUCGGUGACGUCGGGCCGCAUCGCCGAGUACUCGGUGUACUUGGCCAUCCAGGGGGGCCCCGGCGGUGGCCCCGAGGCUCGCGGGGGGGGGGCCCAGCUGGCCUUCAUGAGGGUCUAUUGUGGGCCCAGCCCCUCGUGCCUCGUGCCGGCCUCCAGCCUGGCCAGCGCCCACAUCGACCACACCACCAAGCCGGCCAUCAUCUUCCGCAUCGCCGCCCGCAACGACAAGGGCUACGGCCCGGCCACCCAGGUGCGGUGGCUGCAAGAGUCGAGCAAGGACGGAGCCGCUGGGAAACCGGGCAGCAAACGGCCCCUGGCGUCCCCCGACCUGAAAUCCGCUCCAAAGAAGCCCAAGGCCGAAGGGCAGUGAAGGACCCCCGGGACCCCCCCCCA